AAGUAAUAGAAAGGUAGUACACUAGACUAACGCACCCUGCCCAAAAUAAACUAAAUAUUUUAUUCUCUGCCUUUUUUUCAGCAAAUAUAAAAUUUUUGGCAGCUAUUUGUAACCCUCAGCAAAACAUUUAUCUUUUAUAUCCAAAAUGAAGGUCUUCUUGAUUCGUCACGGCCAGACAGAACAAAACAAAGUCGGGAUUUUGCAAGGAUCUGUGGAUACAAGUUUGAGUGAAACCGGUCAACUCCAAGCAAAGUUGCUGGGCUCCAGACUUUCAUCGCUGAACAUUGAUCAAAUUUUCUGCAGCUCGAUGAAGCGAUGCCGCGAGACCAUCAAACCUUUACUUGAAUUACGACCCGAGAUUCCUAUCGAAUAUUCGGAUUUAAUUAGAGAGAGAAUCUAUGGUGAAUUAGAAGGGAUGAAUGUGGUUGAAGCAAAACGCCUUAUGGGUACCAAACAUCCUGAUUACUAUGGAGAAGGUUUUACAAGCUUAAAGCAAAGACUCGUAAAGUUUUGGGAGGAAAAAGUCGUUCCUUUACGCGAAGAGAAAAAAUGCGUCGUUGUUUUGUGCCAUGGAGGUGUAAUCAAUGCUCUUCGCGCUCAUUUUAUGGAAGAAAAGGGAUAUACAUAUGAUCAUACUAAACUAGAGAAGAAAAUUCUUACAGUCAACACCAGCAUCACAGAAAUUGAGGUUACUCCUGAAGGUACAGGACACAUCUAUACAUUUGGAGACGCAGCCCAUUUAGAAUCGGAAGAACAUGGCCGUCUCAUUGUCUAAAAAAAUACCAUCAAGAGUACUUCUCGUCAUAAUUACUCGGACUUUUAUUUACUAAGGAAAAAAUUCGAUACUAUAGUCAAUUCAUUUUGUCUAAAAAAUUAAUGUUCGUAAUCGUAUAUAAGGCAAGAAUCCAUGAAAUAUCGGAGUUGGAUG
This is a messenger RNA of Schizosaccharomyces octosporus yFS286, 928 nucleotides long. RefSeq names its product phosphoglycerate mutase family protein. The transcript has 6 exons. Gene Ontology annotation, biological process: fructose 1,6-bisphosphate metabolic process; negative regulation of programmed cell death; negative regulation of glycolytic process. The coding region runs from base 146 to 775 and encodes 209 amino acids. Gene Ontology annotation, molecular function: fructose-2,6-bisphosphate 2-phosphatase activity. Gene Ontology annotation, cellular component: cytosol. NCBI's taxonomy places the organism in Eukaryota, Fungi, Ascomycota, Schizosaccharomycetes, Schizosaccharomycetales, Schizosaccharomycetaceae. The record is from RefSeq and is a predicted model, not a curated record.